Molecule: messenger RNA, 1287 nt
Organism: Brachypodium distachyon (stiff brome)
Lineage: Eukaryota; Viridiplantae; Streptophyta; Magnoliopsida; Poales; Poaceae
Product: BTB/POZ domain-containing protein At3g56230
Exons: 3
Coding region: 264-1139 (291 amino acids)
Molecular function (GO): protein binding
Source: RefSeq, a predicted model, not a curated record
CUUUCUGCUUUAAUUUAGUCCGUCCGUCGGCCGGCCGGCUAGCAACCACCACAGAAUAUAGCAACCCACCAUCUCCAUUCCUCCUUCCUUCCUUCUCCCAAACAAGCUUAUAUCAUCUCCCCCAACACGCAGCAAUGGCGACCUUGCAUCUUUCUUCCAGUAGUACUAGCUAGCAACAUCACCAUUGCAAGUUAACACACUAGUCCCAAGGGCGCCUCGGCCGGAGCAGAGGAAGAAAGGAAUUAAUUAAGCACGUUCUGUAUAUGGAUUGCUGCAUCUGCGGGCCCAUGGCGGCCAUCUACAGGCCGCCGAGGAACACCAUCUGCGCCCCGUGCUACGAGGGCGCCAAGGCCAUCGUCGCCUCCCUCGACGACGCCGACGACGACAACGAGCAGCUCGCCGCCGGUGCCCAUGCUGGCGUGGUGUUCAAGCCGGCCCGUGGGCCGUUGAUCAACCGUAACAACAACGGCUCGACCAAGGGGAUGAGAGAGGUAUGGGAGCAUGUGAAGGACAUGCGGAGCAUGGGAGAGGAAGCCAACGAGCGGGCCAGGUUCCUGUCGCUGGGCUUCGGGCCGAACGCGGCCCACACAGACAUCGUGCUGAGGCCCGGUAGUGGGCCGCCAAUCCCAGCCCACAAGGCCAUCCUGGCGGCAAGGUCGGAGGUGUUCCGGCACAUGUUGUGCGACGAAGAGCGUGUGAAGGCAGGCCCCGGCGCGGGCGGCUGCGUGACGCUACCGGAGCUGGCCCAUGAUGAGUUGGAGCUCCUCUUGGGCUUCCUCUACACCGGCACCCUCGAUCUGGACUCGACGGAGACAGAGACAGGCGAGAGGAGGCUGCGGGCGCUAUUGGUGGCAGCGGACAAGUACGACGUGCCGUUGCUGGCGCGAGUGUGCGAGGCGCGGCUGGCGGUGGAGGUGGGGCUAGCGAACGCGCUGAGGACAUUGGAGGUGGCCGACCGGGUCGGCGGUGGCGGAGGGGGGAAGCUGAAGGAGCGGGCCAUGGCGGUUGUGGUGGAGCACGCGGGGACAGUGGUGUUCUCAGAGGAGUACGAGGCGUUCGCUGCCCGGAAUACCGUUCUGGCAGUCGAGGUCACCAGGGCGCUGCUACUCGCCGCCGACAAUGCCGGCGCCAAGGCCUAGCGGUAGUUCACACACACGGAGAGAUAUUUUCUAUACAUAGUUAAUUCAUUGUUUUACUUUACAGGUUUACAUGUGUACAUGUAAUGUCGUAUGAAAUGCAAUAUGAAAAUGGAAUGCAUAAUAUAUUCAGGUUCCUUUUUGUUUUCUA